Adineta steineri is the source of this 1569-nucleotide messenger RNA. NCBI's taxonomy places the organism in Eukaryota, Metazoa, Rotifera, Eurotatoria, Adinetida, Adinetidae. The record is from the annotation of a GenBank genome assembly.
AUGCCAAAAAAAGGCAAAGGAAAGAAAGGUGGUAAAGGGAAGAAAGGAAAAGGAAAAAAAGGCAAAAAAAAUGAUUCGCCUGUCAAAAUGGCUGCUAAAAAUACACUAAUAUGGCAAACUCGACUUAAUAUGGUGGAUAACUCACGAAAACAAAUUCGAGAAAGAUAUGAUAACUUGAAUAGUGAACAUGAAGUAUUAAGUGAGCAAAUGCGUCAAACAGAAAAGGAUACUUUAGAUGUAAUAUCCUUUCUGAAAAAACAAGAUCUUGAAAAAGAUGCUGAGAUUGAACGUCUACAACAAGAAUACAAAGAUCUUCAUGUAGAACAAGCUAAAGAAAAAGAUGAAUUAAUGGUUGAUUUCAAACAACAAAGACGUUUUCUAGAUGAAAAAUUAGCUAGAAAAGAAAGUGAAUUAGAUAUUGUUCGACAUGAACUUAAUCAAAUAAAAGAUUUUCGAAAACGAAAAGCUCAAAUGCAAAAAGAACUUGAUGAAAUUAAACAAGUUAUGAUGAUGAAUGAAGGUGAUCAAAAAGAAUCAUUGGAAAGAUUUGAACGACAAUUUGCCGAUGAGAAAAAACGUUUACACCAGGAAUCAAAUAAAAAAAUUGAAGCUAUAGCUGAACAUGCACAAAAUGAAGCAAUAAAAACUUUAGAUGAAAAAGGUCGAAGUAUUUAUAAAGAAAAUGUUGAUCUUAUUAAAUCAUUACAUAUUUAUAAACAAGAAUUAGUUGAUGUACAAUAUCUAAAAGAACAAUUAGCAAAACAAGCUGCUGAAGUUAUAGAUGAUAAAGAAACAAAUGAUUCAUUAAUGAAAGAAAAAAUUGAACAAGUACAAAAACAAAAUAAAUCAAUAAAAGAAUUAAAAGAAAAAAUUCAACAUUUAGAAACAUCAUUAACACAAUAUAUUGAUGAAUUUAAUGUUCAAAGAAUAAAACUUAUUGAACGAUCUGAUAUCGAACAACAAUCAUCACGUAAUGAAAUUGUUAAAUUAGAACGUGCUUUAGAAUUAAAAGGAAAAGAAAUGAAUAAAGUUAAAAAAUUAGGUAAAACAAUUCUUGAACAACGUUCAGAUUUAGAAGCUAUGUUUUUGGAUGCAUUACAACAUGUUAAAAAACAAGUUAUUCAGAAUCGUUUAGAACAUAAUAAAGAUAAUUAUAAUACAAAUGAAAAUCGAAUGUUAAAUGUAUAUCAUGCACCAGAAGAUUUAACAAGAAUGAGAACAUUAAGUGAAUUCAAUAGAAAUGGUUCAUUUCAAGAUUUACAUGAAGAAAAUAAAUGGGACAAUCAUACUAAUGGAAUAACUGUUAAUGAUUUAACAUGGGAACAAAAAGAACAAGUACUUCGAGAAUUAUUUAUUCGAAUGAAUGCAAGAAAAACAAAUAUAAUUGAAACAACCAUUGAUACUGAACAAUCAACUCAUGAUGAUAGUCCAAUUGAUAAUACGAAUAAUAUAUUUGUAACUCAAACAGAUAGUACAAUACAAAAUCAAAGUCGAUCAGAUUCAAGAAGUAAUAUUAGUCCAUCAGGUGUACCGAAAUUACCUCAGAUUUCAUCACCAACUCUCACAUAA